Molecule: messenger RNA, 631 nt
Organism: Saccostrea cuccullata (small rock oyster)
Lineage: Eukaryota; Metazoa; Mollusca; Bivalvia; Ostreida; Ostreidae
Exons: 3
Coding region: 34-576 (180 amino acids)
Source: RefSeq, a predicted model, not a curated record
UAUAUAAGUGAGCAUUAUUACGGAGUGUUCAUAAUGGCCAAACAGAAGGAUAGCCGAACACGUAUAUAUGAGAAGAAACAAACAGCGAAUCGAAUGAGAAGGACUGUAAAGAAGAGUAUGUACUUUUUGGCCAUCAUUGGACUAUUCUCACUAGUGGCUGGUGCCCCUAGGGAAAAAAGACAGGAUGAGACUUAUUUCAUGGAGAAUAAAUGUUCGAUGGCCGCCCGAAACUCAAGUUGCCCCACCGGAUAUUGCUGCGCGUAUGACGAGUUCUUCCGCAUCAUCUACUAUUGCAAAAAACUUGGCGUCGCAGGCGAGUCGUGUUCGACUGUGUCCAGCGAUGCUGACUGUCCAUGCGAACCCGGACUGGCGUGUGUUCCGACAGUUCAAGGGUCAAGUUUUGUUACCAUAUAUGGAAGGUGUCAAGUGAAGUCCCAACCCACCACUGUUGCUGUGACAACAGAUGGCGCUGUAACGGCAGGUGGCGCUGUAACGACGAAUAGUCCUACAGACAAUCCGACAGACAACAAGGGACAUAACACGCAUCACGUGACGCACAAGCCACACCAUGGAUAAUCUUUUACAAUUGUCAUUUUUUGAAGUAAAAUAUAUAUAAUAAUAUAGCAGGAAC